Molecule: messenger RNA, 2475 nt
Organism: Protopolystoma xenopodis
Lineage: Eukaryota; Metazoa; Platyhelminthes; Monogenea; Polystomatidea; Polystomatidae
Source: the annotation of a GenBank genome assembly
AUGAGAGUUAGCCAAUCGACGACUUCAAACCCUGAGCCCUGCAUGAUGGAUGAAGUGUCUUUAGAAGAUUUGGCUAGAAGCGCGUCUCUCGAUCCUCCCAAUAACAGUGUUUUUAUUGAAUCGGCUUGUUCAAAGUGCGGUAUAGACGCCCGAUUGAUCAGAGAUCACAUUGUCUUCCUCCAGACUCAACUGCGUGCCCAAUAUGAACGGAGUGCAGCAGAAGCUAAACUUAGACAUAUGCAUACACAAACCCUGCGGCUUCUUAUUAGAGAGGUCCAGGAGCUGAAGGCUUGGAGAGCAUCCAUACGUGAACCUUCAUCCUCCGUCUCAAGCUCAAAUUCUGUAUUGCGAAGACUUUCUCCAGCUCAUCCUGUACACUCUUUAUUUACUGACCCAGGGGCUUCAGAAUUGAUUAAAGUUGAAGCAGAGGCUACACCUGAUCCACAGGUUGAGUGUAAAGCAGAUGAACUCUCUCUGCGAUUGGUUUCACCCGUCCACAUCAAGCCUCUCGUUACUCAUAGUGAAAUCCGAUAUGGCAUUUCUGAAUCCCAGACUCCUCUAAAUUCUAAUUCUUGUCAAAAUAUUCCAUCCCAAAACCUUCUGCAUCAAAUAUGUCAGCAAUCAGAAAAUAUCAGAGAGCCUUUCCUUCUCACUGACCAAGGUGCUCAGAUAGUAUUUUCAAUAUCACGCUCGGACAGCCCUUCCUUUUCCACUGGUCUGGGAACAUCCAUUACAAGUCCGAUUCCUACUAUCCACCGAGAUUCUAUCGACAAAAUAGAGGACAGACGUGAGCAUGAUUUGCUGUUGUGGCCGAAUUGUUAUCAAGAACCUAUUAACACUCAUUCUUCUCUCCUAAAACCAUCUGACUUUCCUAAUCCUCCUCAUUCAUCAUCUAACAUUUCACUUCGCAUACCUAGCUUAACUGAUACAUCUACUGCCUUACAUUCUGGAUCGGUUAUUUUAAAUGAAGCUGGUGACUCAAAACAGCCUUCUCCAUGCUUAAUUGAACCUCUUAGGAACUUUUAUUCAUCUUAUCCUGUUUGCACGACAAGUAACUUACCCUCCAUACAGACACCCCAAUCAGUCACCUCAGCUGCAAGCGCACCUGUCAUGGUUCAGCUAAGGCACAAUAAUCAUGCCACAUCGUCCCACUCCCUUCCUCUACACACUUCCUUUCAGACCUCAUUAGCCCCCGACUCUGUCCCCUUUGCUGUCGCUGACGUCUCGGAGAUUGCAUUUUUUUCAGAUACCUCAAAAGCAUUUAGAACACUGGAGACGGUAGAACUCGCAACCACGCAUGGUACGACUCAUUGUCAUUCGCUUCAGAAACCAUCUGAUUCAUGUUUGCGAGCUACUAAUUACUUUUCGCAGAUCAACCUUUUAUCUCGAAAGGACGCGAAGCUGGGCAAAGUUGAAGAAAAAUCGCCACUUGAUACGAUCCAACCCGGGUCUAUUAUUUCUUUACCAAUGAAAUUCAGACCGGUAGAGAGUAUUUUAUCUAGCCAAUCAGAGGAAAUUAUACAUCUGGAUUUACCUCUCUCUCCUAAACGCCAUCAACCUUCUUCAUAUUCCGAUGUUAUCUCUUCAUAUGAAACUACAAAUUUGCUGCCUCCAGAACUUUUUUAUGCUUGUUCUCUGAUCUCUUCCUCUACCACUUCGACGGACUACUUCCAUAAUUUGGAUACUGCGCGUGAAAUUGCGAGAAUUGAUACAUGUAAUAGUAUUUUUGAUUCUGCCGUCUCUGCUCCGCCUUCUUCACUCUUGAAGUCAUUCUCAGGAAUUUCCUCUUGUUCGCUCGCGGACUUCACUUCAUCUCCUUCGCUUCAUCUAAUUCAUUCGAAUAUCGACAAGGCAGAACAGCAUCCUGGCGCCAUUAGGUCUACGACUCCCUUAAUUCCAAAUUUAUGUUCAGAACCUCAAGUGUUUGCUGAGAACAUGUAUGGCUUCAGCGAUUCGGUUCAUCCGAACUACAAUAUUCCAGAGGGUAACCUCAUUGACAUUCCAAAAGGCAAAAUAAGUAGGGAAAUAAAUGGGACAUUAAUUGGAAUUCCCGCGAAUAACUUAUCUCCUGAAAUUCAUGAACAAACGAGCCAGCCGAUUCCUUUAGCUCAGCAAAUGAUGAAGACCCACCCUAUAGCUAAUAUUGAUAAUCCCCCCGCCAAUGCUUCAUUCCAGCUGGGCGCAUCCGCUAGGCCUGCUUCGGGUGGAUCUUUCUCAGAGUCCUGUCUAUCUAAGCCAGAUUCCUUCGCAACUGCCCUAAAUUCUCGGCAGAUUGAAGCCAACUCACCCAAUAUCCAGUCAUUUGAGGAUCAUUUGGAGACCUCUUUGUUGGACUCGGCCGACGAAGAGAUUUGUGAACUCGAACAACUUCGUCGGGAAGUGAUGCAGCUUAGCUUAUCCUCUAGUGAAUCCGAGCCCAGUCAACCAAGUGGCUCUUACGGUACGUCUAACUCCUUGACCAUAUGUGACCGAUAG